CAGUGUGUCGCGCGGGCUGUCUUAUGUCUAACUCUUGCAGCGCACCAGCAGCCUGCAGUCCGCACUGUUUCCGUGGAGCUGACGGCGACCUGCUCACGCCACAGGUGAGGUGCCUUUACUCUCUGGACCAAACCACCAGUGCUGAAAAUGAAGAUCUGUGUUGCUUUUGUUGUAGUAGCUGUUCUUCACGUCGCUCAGGCUGUUUGUCCAGAUCAGUGGCCUGGUCUUCAACCCUGGACGCCGGGUCACAAUGAAGCCCACAGAGUCACCAUCGGAUACGGCCGCAGAGUCGUCCUCACCUCAUCUGCAACAGUCCAUUCCAUCGAGAUCCUCAACGGAGGGAAGCUUGUGAUUGCUGAUUCCAGUCGGCCCAUUUUGCUGCGGACGAAGCACAUCCUGAUCGGGAACAAGGGCGAACUCCACAUCGGCAGUCCAGAAUGCCCUUACAAAGGCAACCUCACCAUCUCUCUCUUUGGCAGGUCUGACGAUAGUGAGGUUGAGCACAGCUAUUUUGGCCGAAAGUAUGUUGGCGUCGGAACUGGAGGAACCUUAGAGAUUCAUGGAAACAAGAAGCUGUCGUGGACGUUCCUGAACAAAACCCUGCAUCCGGGCCAGGGAAACGAGAACAGCUACCAUUUCGAGAGGAGCUGGGGAAACAGAGGCAUCAUCGUUCACAUCAUCAACCCCAAAACCGGAGAUGUGCUUCACACCGACAGAUUUGACACAUAUAGGAGCAAGGACGAGAGCAGACGGCUGGCCCAGUACGUAGACGAGGUUGAAACGGGGCAGAUCUUGGCUAUGGUGGUUAAUGACGAAGGAUCCAACAACCUGGAGGAUCUGGCUAAAAAGGCUCUUACUAAACUGGGGAGCCGGCACUUCCAUCGACUCGGUUUCCGGCAUCCGUGGAGUUUCAUUACAGUCAAAGGAGACGCGUCCUCAGCAGUGGAGGAUCAUGCCGUCUAUCAGGGAACCAAGGCUUCAUCUGAGGCCCGGAGCUCUCAGGUGUUUCACUCAGGUUAUGGAGAGCAUUUUACCAUCACCACUGUCAGCCAGUGGGUGCAAGAGGCCGAAUGGACAGAAUGGUUUGACCGCGAUGAUGAGAGAGGAUCGGGUGACUGGGAGAAACUGUCUGACCUCCACAAAGCUUUCCCUGAGAGGAUGUGCAGUAACCCUCUAGAUAUGGAGGCUGAAACUCUUGACGGCAUCCCUGCCAACAUGACAGGAGAAGUCUUCUCCAAGUUUGACAGAAACUAUGGCUUUGUGUGCCUCAACAAAGAGCAGCUGGAUGGGAUUUGCCACAACUACCACGUGCGUUUUCUGUGCGGAAAGCUGGUGCGUCCGCAGGCCUCCAUCUCUAUCGACACCUCGUCUAACUGCAGUAUUCUGGAUGUGGCGGAUGAACCUCAUGGUUGGAUGUUUGGCGACAGGAUCGUUGUGGCCAGUACGGAUUAUUCAAUGCAUCAAGCUGAAGAGUUCAGGAUCCUGCCUUGUCCGUCCUGCUCUAGGAACCAGAUCAAAGUGGAAGGCAAACCAGCUUACCUCCACAUAGGAGAGGAGGUGGACGGUGUGGACAUGCGGGCAGAGGUCGGACUGCUCAGUCGCAACAUUUUAAUCAGAGGCGAGAUGGAGCCAAGCUGUUACGGCAAUGAAGCCUGCAAGUUCUUCUCCUUCGACACGUUCGGUGGACAUCUCAAGGUGGAGCGAGGCUUCCGUGCGGUGCAUGUUUCAGGGGUGGAGUUGAAACACAUGGGACAGCAGUCGAUGGGUCACUAUCCAGUCCACUUCCACAUGAACGGGGAUGUGGAUGAGAAGGGAGGCUAUGACCCGCCAACUUACGUCAAAGACCUGUCCAUUCAUCACUCAUUCUCCCGCUGCGUCACCGUUCACGGAUCCAAUGGGCUGCUGGUGAAGGAUGUUGUCGGCUACGAUGCUUUAGGGCACUGUUUCUUCACUGAAGACGGUCCGGAGGAGAGGAACACGUUUGAUCACUGUCUGGGUCUUCUGGUGAAGGCGAGCACACUGCUGCCCUCCGACAGAGACAGCAAGAUGUGCCGAGAUAUAACCAAUGGAGCUUUUCCAGGAUACAUCGCCAAACCACGGCAGGACUGCAGUGCCACCUCCACCUUCUGGAUGGCGAACCCCAAUAACAACCUCAUCAACUGUGCGGCGGCGGGAUCUGAGGAAACUGGGUUCUGGUUCAUUUUCCACCACGUCCCCACCGGUCCAUCAGAGGGCAUGUACUCGCCCGGCAAGUCUGAACAUACACCGAUGGGGCAGUUCAUUAAUAACAGAGCUCACUCCAAUUACAGGGCGGGGAUGAUCCUGGACAAUGGAGUGAAGACGACUGAGGCUAAUGCGAAAGACAAGAGGCCGUACCUCUCUCUUGUAGGAGCCAGGUACGGCCCACACCAGGAUGCUGACCCCUUUAAACCAAGAGUUCCUGCUUUAGUUCAUCAUUUUGUGGCCUAUAAAAACCAGGACCAUGGAGCAUGGCUAAGAGGAGGAGAUGUUUGGCUGGAUGAAUGCCAGUUUGCUGAUAACGGAAUCGGCCUGACUCUCGCCAGUGGUGGAACAUUCCCGGAUGAUGAUGGAUCGCGUCAGGAGGUGAAAAACUCUUUAUUCGUGGGUGAAAGCGGGAAUAGAGGGAUGCCGGACUUGAAUGAUCAGUCCUGGGGACCCGGAGGUCCUGAUCAUCUCGGCAGAUCUUUGCCCAGAGGAGUGGAUUUCCCCAUUCGUGGAAUGCAGAUCUACGACGGGCCAAUCAACAUCCAGAAUUGCACUUUCCGCAAGUUCAUAGCGCUUGAUGGACGACACACCAGCGCUUUUGGUUUCCGGUUGAACAACUCGUGGCAGAGCUGCCCGAACAACAAUGUCACAGACAUCACCUUCGAUGACGUGCCAAUCACCUCACGGGUGUUUUUUGGAGAGCCAGGCCCCUGGUUCAGCAAGAUGGAGAUGGAUGGUGACAAGACAACCAUUUUCCAUGACAUCGAUGGCUCAGUGAGCGAAUAUCCCGGCGCUUUCAUAGUCAAAGAGGACAACUGGCUCCUCAGACACCCCGACUGCAUCGAUAUUCCCGACUGGAGAGCCGCAAUCUGCAGCGGACACUACGGACAAAUUUAUGUCCAGACUCGGAACCCAGCGAGCCUGAACCUGAAGCUGGUGAAGGACGAGUAUCCUGAGCGACCGCUGGAGCUGGUCGGCGCUCUGGGAAAGAGGAACCACUAUCAGCAGUUCCAACCGGUGGUCAUGAUGGGGAAGGGAUACACCAUGCACUGGGAUCAAGCGGCUCCGGCAGAGGUCACCAUCUGGAUCAUCAACUUCAACAGAAACGACUGGAUAAAUGUGGGCAUCUGCUACCCGAAAGGCACAACGUUCACCAUAAUCUCUGACAUCCACAACCGGCUUACUAAAGAGACCAGGAAGACUGGAGUGUUUAUGAGGACCACGCAGAAAGAGAAGAUGAGCCACAACCACCAGAUCAGAGGAUACUAUUUCUGGGAGGAGGACACUGGGCUGCUCUUCCUCAAAAUCAAAGCGCACAAUGAGAAGGAGGACUUUGCGUUCUGCUCAGUGAAGGGAUGUGAACGAGUGAAGAUCAAAGCUGCCAUUCCCCCCGGCAGCGGGCCGAGUGACUGCCAGGCUGAAGCCUAUCCCAAACAUGCAGAAAUGCCCGUCGUAGACGUGCCCAUGCCCAAAAAACUGCCCCGCUCCAGACUGCCUCACACACCACAGCACUUCCUUGAAGUCAAGCUGGAAUCAUACAACACUCGCUUCUUCCACAUCAAAGAGGACUUUGCCUAUACUGAGGUGAAUGGCAAGAAAAUCUACCAAUCAGAGGAUGGCAUUCAUGUGACUGUGAUCGACGGCCACAGUGGUAAAAUCCUGGAGACUAAAGGCUUCAGGAACUCAAUACUGAAGGGAAUUCCAGCACAACUAGAAAACUACAUCACAAACCUCAAAGACGAGUCAGUGGUUUUGAUCACGUCUAAAGGAAAACUGGUCAGCAGAGGGCCAUGGACCAAACUACUUGAGACCCUCGGAGCAGAUCAGACGGUCAAGUUGAAAGAUAAACUGGCCUUUGUGGGCUUCAAGGGCUCGUUCCGGCCUGACUGGCUGAAGAUGAGUGUUGAUGAUGAGCGAGUCAAACUCCACCAAGUGCUGCCGAUUCCUGUGGUGAAGAUGAUGAAGCUCUGAAGACCGACUGACUACUGAAACCCACAUCUCAGCCCAGCAUGUGUUUCUGUUUCCCGGCCCAUUCCACUGUAUGUGACAACGUGGACGUCAAGUGCUUUUUUGGAUCGUGUCGUCAAUUGAAUAUACUUGAGUUUCAAUGGGCGAAAGAAAAACAAACAAAAAAAACGAAUGAACUGAAAACAAACGCAACAUUCCUUGUUUUCGUCCCUCUGGGUGAUGUUUGCCUUCAUGUUUUCAUUUAGUUUUUUAUAAAUAUGUAGAAAAAAAAAGAUUUCAGAUUGUAAACGUCGUGAGGUUUUCUCAUUUUUCUGUGUCGCGCACAACAGUUGGUUUCGUUUGCGUUGAACAAGAGAGCCAGCAUAAAAUAAUAAUAAAUAGUCGCACUUAAAGGUACAGUUCACUUUAAAAAAUAAAAUAAAUAAAUUCCUCACUAUUUACUAAAACUUUUGUUAAUUUAUAUUAGAUAUUUUGAAGAAUGUUAGAAAAACGCAAACAUUUGCUACGCCCGAAAUCGCCUAAUACUCAGUAGGUACUGCAUUUGAAUUUAAACGUACUACACGACCAUUAGAAAAGUACGUUCUAGAGAGUAUGAAUGUCAGUAGUAUGAACGGAACUCGGACGUACUACAUCCGCCAUUUUGUCAUGAUCACAUGACCUAUCCAAAUCAGUUGCCUCACUUCACUCCCAUUUAUGAAUUCUGUAGCGGUGCAUCAUGGGAUUGCAUAGCAUUCGUCAGAUGCGCACUUAAGAAUUUUGCCAGAAGUUGUAGGUCAUCCGGGUACUUCUCGCAUACUGUUUUUCGAAUUCUGUGAGUUGGGACAUACUACUCGGCUCACAUACUGUUUUUAGCAUACUAUACAGUAGUGGUGGGCAAAGCGAGGCCAGUUACACUGUGCACAUGCACGGUCCACUAGGCUACAUAACAUCUGUGUGUUUCGAAUCACUUUAGUCACGUGACCUGGGUGUUUCGAAUCACUUUAGUCACGUGACCUGGGUGUUUCUAAUCACUUUAGUCACAUGACCUGGGUGUUUCGAAACACUUUAGGUCAUGUGACCUGGGUGUUUCGAAACACUAGUCACAUGACCUGGGUGUUUCGAAUCACUUUAGUCACGUGACCUGGGUGUUUCGAAUCACUUUAGUCUCGUGACCUGGGUGUUUCGAAACACUUUAGUCACGUGACCUGGGUGUUUCGAAUCACUUUAGUCACGUGACCUGGGUGUUUCUAAACACUUUAGUCACGUGACCUGGGUGUUUCGAAACACUUUAGGUUAUGUGACCUGGGUGUUUCGAAACACUAGUCACAUGACCUGGGUGUUUCGAACACUUUAGUCACGUGACCUGGGUGUUUCGAAUCACUUUAGUCACGUGACCUGGGUGUUUCGAAUCACUUUAGUCACGUGACCUGGGUGUUUCGAAUCACUUUAGUCUCGUGAACUGGGUGUUUCGAAUCACUUUAGUCACAUGACCUGGGUGUUUCGAAUCACUUUAGUCACAUGACCUGGGUGUUUCGAAACACAUUAGUCACAUGACCUGGGUGUUUCUGUAUAGUAUGGAAGUAUGCGAUUUCGAACGCAGCUAUUGACUUUUAUGGUAGAUGUAAAAAAACAAAUACUAUAAAAGUCAAUAGCAGUUUUUUCAACAUUCUUCAAUAUAUCUUCCUACAUGUGUAACAGAAGAAAUAAAAAAAAUUAGUAAAGGGGACCUAUCAUGUAAAAAUCAGCCUUAUAAGGGGUGUAAACACAGUUGUUGCAACAGUCUGUGAAUAUAACCAGCUUCUAAUAGUUAACAUAUUCAUUUUUAUUAUUUAUAGUCACACUUGAUGAAAACAGUCUGCAGAAACACUUUGAUUGACAUUCUCCCUUUGUACGCGUCAUCAGAGGGAAAAAGCCACGCCCACUAGUGACCAUCUCUCCCUCACUAGUAUAGUCUUGUUUUUAAAUCUGCCCCUAUGCUGACACAUAGGCACUUGUAGCUCCACCCUCUUUGGAAAAGAGCACUAUCUCAUUUAAAUUUGAAGCGACAGUCACCAAACGGCACAAUUAGAAACAAAGCCUAAAAGGAACAGUUUCAGAGUAACAAAAACAUUAUUUGUGUGGUAUUCUGAGCUGAAACUUCACACACAUACUCUAGAGACCUUAGAGACUUAUUUUACAUCUUGUAAUAAGGGGGAUAAUAGGUCUCCUUUAAAAAUAAAAUUAGGUGUACUGUCCCUUUAAAGGAACAAGUCACCAGAAGAUCGAAAAUUUCAUGUAAUACCAUAAAAAAUAUGGUUUAAUCUUUAAGUAUAUGAGUAAAAGCACUAUAAAAAGUACUUAUAAUAUGAUGCAUAUUUACACAGACAUAUGUAAAUAAACAAAAAUGAGCACCAUGCAGUUUUAUCUUUUAAUACAACAGCACUGAUUUUCUGGUGAACUGUUCCUUUAAAUAGAUUAAUGGAGAAUGAAUCUGAACAUAAGUAGGUGUCAGCCAAUCAUAAAACGAUCAGAUCAGCGAUGAGGAAUCAGCUUUUCUUUGCUUUGGCAAGCAGAACGACCGUGUCCAUUUGCCGAAAUAGCUGGUCUUUUUUCGGGGAUUGUAAUUUGUUAGUGUUUUUGUAUGUUUUGUGUGUUUCUUAAAAAAAUGCAACAACUAAAAAAUCCUGAUUGAUAACAGAGAUAUAUUUUAUACUUAUUUAUUGUACAGGCACUAUUACACAAAUCCAGAAAAGGGACAUCUUCUAAGGGACUUUUAAGUUGUAAUGUAAUUCUGUCCUAUCUGUAAAAAUAAAACAACAACCAAAAAAAGCUAAAACUUUAAGUACAAUUUUCACUUCAGUGUAUAAUUCAAAUAUACAUGACAUUUACUUUAAGUUGUAUAUGGAUGUGAUGUAAAUGUGAAUGAUUUACAGGUAAUAAAAAUGUAUUACUUUAGAUAAAAAAAUGUAAAGACUUUUGUACAGAAAUAAAUCUUUUUUUUUUCCUCA
Messenger RNA from Danio aesculapii, 7160 nucleotides. RefSeq names its product cell migration inducing hyaluronidase 1 (gene cemip). NCBI's taxonomy places the organism in Eukaryota, Metazoa, Chordata, Actinopteri, Cypriniformes, Danionidae. The record is from RefSeq and is a predicted model, not a curated record.